Molecule: messenger RNA, 1941 nt
Organism: Rhipicephalus microplus (southern cattle tick)
Lineage: Eukaryota; Metazoa; Arthropoda; Arachnida; Ixodida; Ixodidae
Source: RefSeq, a predicted model, not a curated record
CCUCGGCGCGGCGGGCACGUUUGGACGCGCUGUGAGCGUUCGUGGCGCGGAUGCACGUUGCUACUUGGAUAUUCGUUUCUGUGCGUAGUUGGGCAACGGCGAGUGACCUAAGUGUUUAUCGCGUGUUAUGUGUGGCGAACAGGCUCGUGCAGAGUUAUAAUCAGCGCCGAAAUGCCAGGAAAGUGUUAUGUGCCAUGGUGCGACAGCAAUUACAAGACAGGCCCCAAGGUGCACGUUUUUUCGUUCCCUCAAGCCGCCGAAGCAAGACAAGCGUGGAUAAGUGCCAUUCCACGUGAAAACCUGGUCGUGUCAGCGAAUGCCAGGGUGUGCGAACGUCACUUUAAAGCCGAAGACAUCGUUCGGGAAACAAGCUAUAUUGACCAAGCCACCGGCCGCACAGUGACCGCACCGCUCUCACGUUUGCGGCUUCGAGCUGAGGCUGUACCGACGGUAUUCCCUGAUUGCCCACGCUACCUGUCUAUAGAAAGCUCUAGAAGAGAGGACCCAGAGAGCAAGCGAAUGCGCUUAGAGGCCGCUUCCCUUGAGAAAGUGCUCGCCGAAUCAAUUCUCACUGCCAAAAAAGAGGAAGAAGCAGAUAAGCUUUGCGAUUUGAAAGAUGUCGCGAACUUCGUUCGAGGCGAGAAGCUGAAAUUUUGGCAUGUCAUCGAAUGCAGUGACCACGUCAUUUUGGCUCACAUUUGUAAUGAUGACGCUCCUUGGAUUAAGUACUCUGUUGUAAAAACCGACCUAACUCUUACGGUAAACGUCGCAAAAGCAUCAGUGAAGCGGCUCGGGUCCAGAAUGGUAGUUCCGUCCGUGAUCGACAGCAAACGACGGCUGCUGGAAUUUCUGGAAGGAGUGGAGGGGUUCGACAAUGCCCAGAGGUCAAGCUCUGAAAACUCAACCGCAGACAUCUUCGAGACUGUCGCUUCUCUUCUGAACGAACUAUACACAGCACAAGAAAGCGAUAACACCCCGAUCAUUCAACUGUUCGCUGAGCAAGUGAAGUUAAUGUCAACAAAAAAAGAACGACGGCGCUACUCUGUAGAAUUUAUGGUGUACUGCUGCAUACUAUUUACUAUAUCGCCUCACGCGUACAAGUACAUGCGCAGUCACGGGAGCAUCAUCAUGCCACACCCAAGAACCAUUAGGUCAAUAUGUUCGUCUUUCGGAAUGAACCCCCAACUAGAGCAUCAAGACAAUACAUUCCUCCGCUACAUGGCCAAGAAGAUAUCCGAGUUGAAUGAGCAGCAACGCUACGUGACUUUGAUGGUGGACGAAAUUCAUCUAAAGCCAUUUUUUGACUAUAAGGGGGGCAAAAUCGCUGGUAUCGCGUACAACACAGAAGCAGCAAAUAGUGCAUUUGUAUUUAUGGUACGCAGCCUCAUGUGUAAGUUUAAGGAGGUAGCGCACAUUGUUCCCGUUCAAAAGGCUAAUAGAGAAUUUCUGCACAACAUUUUAGGAGAUGUCAUUCGCGGCUUAGAAAAAAAUUGGAUACAAAGUAAUGUAUUCAGCGAGUACGGACCGAAUGCACUUCGAGUCAUUGGAGCCAAGCACAACCUCAAGCACUACGAAGAAACUGCCAGUUUCAUUGAUGUAAUAGUGAGAUGGUGGAAGGUUGUCAACGUAAAGACUCCUUUCAAAGGACUGAGACUAAGGGAUGACUUGCAAAAGCCAGUCUACCCUUCUCCAUUUGACCCCAAGGUUUUCUUCUUGAACGAUUUUUUGGACUGGUUGGAGGAGUGGAAGGAAAGCAGAGCGGAUGCCUCACGUGCCUGUCCCCACUUCGUCCUCUUCGAUGGUCUGGCCCGCUCCAAGAGAAUAUUCUGCAACAAUGUUAACCAACGCCUCAUCUAUUUUAUCAAUGCCAGCCAGAUGCAUCUGAUACAGCUGUACACCACCCUUUCCUCUAGCCCUUUCCUCCUCACGCCCAUCGCCUAG